This is a messenger RNA of Mercenaria mercenaria, 783 nucleotides long. Its product is annotated as deubiquitinase DESI2-like. The record is from RefSeq and is a predicted model, not a curated record. Gene Ontology annotation, biological process: protein deubiquitination. Gene Ontology annotation, molecular function: deubiquitinase activity. Lineage: Eukaryota; Metazoa; Mollusca; Bivalvia; Venerida; Veneridae.
CGUCAUUCACACUUCCGGUUCGCCAAGCCCAAGAAAAAAUAUCAAAACAAAAUUUAGCAGCACAUUUUCGGUUCAUUAAUAGGGAAAUGAAACGCAUACUUCAGCUUAUUUUUAAUAUAUGAUGUGAAAUGAGCUAACAAAGGUAUCUCUGACAUUGUUAGUGCCUAGAAGUGUUGUCCAGCACUAACAGCAGAAAUGGCGAGGGAACCGGUGGUGGUCAAUAUUUACGACAUGUAUUGGAUAAACGAGUAUACCUCACAUAUUGGAGUUGGUGUUUAUCACUCAGGAGUUAGUAUAUAUGGUACAGGUAAGUAUGCCUAUGGUGGCCAUCCAUUCCCUAUGUCUGGUGUGUUUGAGAUUAUCCCCAAAGAUGCAGAGGAUCUUGGGGAACAUUCAAGUUUAAGUAAAAAAUCUGUAGUACUGGGAUCAACAGACUUCACAAUGGAUGAAGUAUCUAAGAUUGUUGAAGAGCUGGGAAAACAAUUCAAGGGAGAUCAGUACCAUCUCCUAAGUAAAAAUUUGCAACCAUUCACGGCAGCAUUAACCAAGAUUCUGUGUGGGAAAGAACCCCCAAAGCAAUAUAAAUAGACGGGCCCAUACGUGAGCCCGUAUCCAUUCCUUGAGCGUGCUUUGCCAAAGGAAUGGCUCACUCCAGUUGCUUUACAACAUGUGAUAGAGCCGGCUUCAGAAAUCUCAAGUUCUGAAGGGGCUGACAUCCACCUUGUGCCAAACUCUCAGCGAACUAAUAGGCACCUACUUACUCCCCCACCCCCUCUUCCGUGA